AUGUCUUCUAAUAACAUCAGUGGGAUGUUCAAAACCCUGAAGACUCAGGUGAAGACGGAGGUUGGAAAACUCGUGCAACCACGUCCCCAGCAGCCAUUAAACACAGGAGGACCUCAGCAACAGCGACCACCGCAGCCAUAUGGUCAACAGCAGCAGCAGUAUCCUUCGGGGCCUAAUUAUAAUGCUGGAAAUCAGCCGCAACAGAGUCAACAUUACGCUCAGGUGCAAUAUCAAACCCAACCUCAACAACAGCAACCUCAAAAUGUUCAAUAUGUCACGUCACCCCAGAUACCACAGCAGUAUCCCCAAUUGGCAAAAGGCCAAGUCUAUUCUUCCACGCCACAACCGCAAAUGCAAAGCCAAUUCCAGGCCCCCCUUUCCUCGCAGCCGAGAAACUCCCAGACCCAGCUCCAGCAAUAUGCGCCUACCCCACAGGUUCACAAUCCCCAGACUAUGACUUUCCCACAGCAGACGCAAACUCAAUUUCAACCCCAAUAUCAAAUCCAGCAACACAUGCAAGUAGGACAUAGCCUGCAAAUAUCACCUUCGUCUCCUGUGUCUCUGAACCAAAGCCCUUCUCAAUUUCAACCCUUUGCGCCACAAUUUCACCAAAACACACAAGCUCAUCAGCAACCCCUUGCUACUGGUUCUCCUGGGCUUUCUCACAUGCAGGAACAAGAAAAGAGACAAUCCCAAGCUUACAAUCAGCCUCAAAAUAUUCAUACUCAAGCAGUAACUCCGCAGCCCUACCAAAAUGUCUCACCAGCUCUCUUGCAACACACCCCUCCCCAAAGUCAAAUGCAGUCUCCUGUUGCAUCACUUGCUCGACUUUCUCUAUAUAACCAGUCUCCCGUACAACAGCAAACAUCAAAUGUGACAAGCCAUCAAAGCUAUCAACCUAUGCCCCCUAUGGGCCCACCUCCACCACCCUUAGUUCAAAGCUCUCCACCCGCGCAGCAGUUUAACCAAGCCCAAGUACCACAGCAUCAUCAGCAGUAUGCGGGUCAAGCUUUACCGGCUACAACAAUAUCACAUACACAACAACAGGCUCAUUUACAAUCUGCACCCCAACAACAAAUCUAUAAUUCAAUUCCUUCCACUGGGUCACCCGCACCUCAGCUCAAUCAAUACCAGCCAAUAACACAGCAGUAUGCUCAGUCACAAGUCCAAUCUCAAACCCAUACACCUUCUCCAACCCAAAUUGCUUCCCAACCACAUCGCCAAAGCCAGCAGUACACGUCUUCUAUGCAAACACCUGCCCAAAUUCAAGCCCAGCCAUUGCAAUACACUGUAUCUCCCGGUCAAAUUCAGUCUCAACCACAGGUACAGCCUCAGUAUAUCACCACAAGCGCGCAAAAUUAUCAGGCUACUCCUGUAAAUAUGCAAAAUACCUACUCUUUCCCAGGGCAGACCUUGUCACCAAUAGUGCAACAUCAACAGAAUACUCCUUCACCAACCCAGCAACUACUUUCCCAGAGCUCUUCGCCACAAUCACAAUUCCAUAGCCAAGUCCGGAACUCGAUUCGAAGAAAGCCACAUCCUAGCCAAUCCCCCAAAAAAACUCAGGCCUCGCAAACUGUGCCUCAAACAACUGACUUGCCCCAUGCAACUAUUCAGAGUCAAAUCCAACCAACUGUGGUAGAAAAUCAAGCUGGAACUGAGAGCAAUAUCAUUCUUACUCAAGCGCAUGUCACCUCUCCUCGAGAUGAUUCCUCCGGUUACCAUUCUCAAAUUCAGGGGGGUACGCCACCUACUCAAGCACGACUUACCUCGCCCCCAAAUGAUCCUUCACUGCAUUUAUUCCACAAACAAGAACCAGUUGAGUUGUCAGCUCAACCUGAACAACAAGUUCGAAAUGCUGUUGUAGAAAUCACUGCGGGUUCUGAGUCUCAGAAUGUGAUAGCUGCUAUGGAUCCACCUCAAAUCGAGAGCGAAUUCAGACCUAUUGAAACGGUUGCUCCGAAACCAAUACAUCCGCCAGCGCCGAUUGAGCAAUAUGUACCCUCGUCACCACCCCAGAUAUCAUCGAAGGAAAGCGUGGAGGCUCAUACAGAUGCUGUCAUAAAUCUUGCAAAUUCUGGUAGUCCUCCUAUCUCGACGCAGGUUGUCAAGCAACAAGCGGAUGCAAAGCCACCAGGUGAUGUUGAAGCUCGGAUAAUGCGUGAGCCUGUUGCUAUCCAGCCUCAAAUACAACCCAUAAAUACCGAUUUGGCAGCCAAUCUAGGAGGAUCACCUGUGCAGACACCACCAACACAAUUGCCGAAACAGGAGACGCCGAAGCCUCUUCCUCACUAUCAGGCAUUCUCGCCAUCUUCGCAGCUUCAAUCCUUGCCACUAAGCGAAAGCAUGCCCACCCAGUUUCAGGGGCCAGAUGCUCAUCCCAUCCACCCUGUAGGACAGCAUCAAUACCAGCCAUAUUCGCCACUUGCUAUUGCACAGCCAUCUGAUUACCGAGGCUCCAUCCCACAAUACCGGCCUCAACCUCAAGCCCACCCUCAACCUCAACCCACAAAUGAGUACCAAAAUUACGACCCAUAUUCAACAAAAGAAAAUAGAGCGCCUAUUCCACCACCUGGACCUCCGCCUCUCCAUUUACAGAAUCAAACUCCACCUCCAGGGUUUGCGCGCCAAGAAGCAGAGCCGCAAACGCAAGUCCAAGAGAUAAAUCAAGCCCGGAGGUUCUCUCAAUCACGGGAGAUUCCACAUACGGUAUACCUGACGCAACAUGAAUCAAAAUUACCACCGUGUUCAGGCAAGAAAGAGGUUCUAACAAAGUACACCAAGUUCUAUGUGCCAAUAAAUAGUCUAGUCCCGAGAUUGGACCCUUCAGUUCAAGAGCUAUCCCAUGCAAUUUGCGAGACAUGCUACCUAACUCAAUUCUCGCCUAUACCAAGCUUUGCGACUGCUUUAGAAUUGUACAACUCGCCAGAUAUUGCCAAACCCGAAAGCCAAGACGUUCCUGUUCCCUCCUCCAGAGCUAUGUGCCAGUUUGGUCUCAACCCUUCAUUACUAGGAACGUUCCGUGAUCACUGCCUACCUCAAAACAGUCUCUCUGCUUUUAUCUCUUCCAUUGGAACUCUCAACUCGCUACCGCAAUGUCCAGGGAAUGACCCUAUGGACGGUGGUGAGUAUUACACAACUCUCGCAAUCCCCGGUAGCUCUUUCUGCGUCAAAUGCUUUGACAGCUAUAUAAAACCGUCAUCGUUCGGCUCUCACUUUACAAUGAAGCUCAAUGGACCGGGCCAAAAAUGGACUUGUGAUAAUGGAAGGAGCCCUGGAUUUCCUUCUCGGCUGCUUGAGGCUCUUUUGAAUAAUCCGAUACCAGACUUCGAUUCUCUCACCCACGCGCUAAAUGGAUGCCUUCAAGCAUUGCCUUGUGCUGGGAUAGGGACACAGAUAAACGCUGGCCCAGGGGGGCGGGUUAUUGUCUACUCUAUCCCCGGAGCUGAUAUUAAUAUUUGCUCGGAGUGUUUUUAUAGCCGAGUUAAGAUGACCUUGAUGGAGCAACACUUCAAGUUAGCCGAACAUGACUCCACAACUAGUUCUGUCACUUGUGAUCUCGCUUCCGGUGUUUCCAAAUUUCUUUUCAUGAUUGCACUCCAAGCCAAUGAUCUACAAAUAUGGCAACAAGGUCUUCACAAAUUUAACCGACUUCCGAAAUGUGAAGGCGUGAAAGGUGUCGGUGAAGAGAUUAUCGAGCAACAGAAUACUGAGCUUGGAGAAGACGCAAAAUGGUAUCAUAUCACAGAAUAUCCAAACAUCGAAGCCUGUCCCUCUUGUUUUCACGCUAUCAUUUCCCCACUAGGGGCAUCUCAUCUCUUCAACCCCAUCAUCCGCCAAUUACGCGCUAGCAUGGUACGAACAUGUAACUUCUCCAUCGGAAACGAAGGAAUCAUCUCCUCCUCUCCAGACGACUUCCCCAACACCCUCGAAUUCCGUGGCUUCAUUCUGCGACACCUCCUAGAGGUAGCCUGGGAAUCCAACCACCAAGACUUCGCCCCUUUCCUCUCAAUCGCCAAGUCUCUAAGCGAGUGCGCACCGCCAUGUGGCUCCAACGCACGCGGAUACAAAAGUCCGAAUGGGCGACGUUGGUUCGGACAUGUUGCCACGAAUGCAAGUGAUGAUGACGAUACCACGAUUGUGAUGUGUCAAGAAUGUUUUGAAACACGUGUUAAAGAUACUUGUCUUGAACCGUUUCUUGGUACGGACUUAACGGAUCAGGUUUACGCUGGGGAUACGCAGAACCAGAAGGAAGCGUUUUGUGGACCGUUCUCGAAGGUUUCUAAGCAGGCGUUGAACAAGGCGAGAGAGUAG
Molecule: messenger RNA, 4314 nt
Organism: Hymenoscyphus albidus
Lineage: Eukaryota; Fungi; Ascomycota; Leotiomycetes; Helotiales; Helotiaceae
Source: the annotation of a GenBank genome assembly